Molecule: messenger RNA, 321 nt
Organism: Neltuma alba
Lineage: Eukaryota; Viridiplantae; Streptophyta; Magnoliopsida; Fabales; Fabaceae
Product: aconitate hydratase, cytoplasmic
Exons: 3
Coding region: 1-321 (106 amino acids)
Source: RefSeq, a predicted model, not a curated record
AUGCUUCUUGGAGUGAAAGCAAUAAUUGCCAAGAGCUUUGAGAGAAUCCAUCGAAGCAAUCUUGUUGGAAUGGGAAUAAUUCCUCUCUGUUUCAAGUCUGGUCAGGAUGCAGAAACCUUAGGACUCACAGGUCAUGAACGUUACACAAUUGAUCUCCCAAGUAAUAUUGGUGACAUUAGGCCUGGCCAAGAUGUCAAUGUUACAACAAACACGGGCAAAUCUUUUACGUGCACAUUACGAUUUGAUACAGAGGUUGAGUUGGCAUAUUUUGAUCAUGGCGGUAUUCUUCCUUAUGUCAUCCGCAACUUGACUAAACGAUAA